Sarcophilus harrisii (Tasmanian devil) is the source of this 3583-nucleotide messenger RNA. RefSeq names its product EH domain containing 4 (gene EHD4). The coding region runs from base 83 to 1708 and encodes 541 amino acids. The transcript is spliced from 6 exons. Lineage: Eukaryota; Metazoa; Chordata; Mammalia; Dasyuromorphia; Dasyuridae. Gene Ontology annotation, biological process: endosomal transport; endocytosis. Gene Ontology annotation, cellular component: cytoplasm; plasma membrane. Gene Ontology annotation, molecular function: protein binding; calcium ion binding; GTP binding. The record is from RefSeq and is a predicted model, not a curated record.
GCGUAGUUCUGCGCCGAGGGGCCGGGGUCUGGAGCGGAGCCGGGGCGGGGCCGGGAGCGAAGGCGCGGGCGGCAGCGGCAGGAUGUUCAGCUGGAUGGGGCGCCAGGGGGGCGGGCGAGAGCGGGCCGGCGGGGCGGACGCGGUGCAGACCGUGACUGGCGGCCUGCGCUCGCUCUACCUGCGCAAGGUGCUGCCGCUGGAGGAGGCGUACCGCUUCCACGAGUUCCACUCGCCGGCGCUGGAGGACGCUGACUUCGACAACAAGCCCAUGGUGCUGCUGGUGGGCCAGUACAGCACGGGCAAGACCACCUUCAUCCGGUACUUACUGGAGCAGGAUUUUCCAGGUAUGAGGAUUGGUCCAGAGCCCACAACGGAUUCUUUUAUUGCUGUAAUGUAUGGAGAAACUGAAGGUAGCACCCCUGGAAAUGCUUUAGUUGUGGACCCCAAAAAACCAUUCCGAAAACUUAGUCGCUUUGGAAAUGCAUUCCUUAACCGGUUCAUGUGUUCCCAGCUACCUAACCAAGUUCUAAAGAGCAUAAGCAUCAUUGAUAGCCCUGGAAUUCUUUCUGGAGAGAAACAACGUAUCAGCAGAGGCUAUGACUUCUGCCAGGUCCUACAAUGGUUUGCUGAGCGGGUUGACAGAAUCAUCCUUCUCUUCGAUGCUCAUAAACUUGAUAUCUCUGAUGAAUUCUCAGAAGCCAUCAAAGCCUUCCGGGGCCAGGAUGAUAAGAUCCGUGUUGUGUUGAACAAAGCUGACCAAGUGGACACUCAGCAGCUUAUGAGAGUCUAUGGUGCCCUCAUGUGGUCUCUGGGGAAGGUGAUCAACACUCCAGAAGUGCUUCGAGUCUAUAUCGGCUCUUUUUGGGCUCAGCCCCUUCAGAAUACUGACAACCGAAGACUCUUUGAAGUGGAAGCCCAGGAUCUCUUCAAAGACAUCCAGAGCCUUCCUCAAAAGGCAGCUGUGCGCAAACUCAACGACCUCAUCAAGAGAGCAAGACUGGCCAAGGUACAUGCUUAUAUCAUCAGCUACCUGAAGAAGGAGAUGCCAGCAGUAUUUGGAAAGGAGAAUAAGAAGAGAGAACUUAUCAGUAGGUUACCAGAAAUCUAUCUCCAACUACAGCGAGAGUACCAGAUUUCGGCAGGCGAUUUCCCUGAGGUCAAAUUGAUGCAGGAGCAGCUUGAAAACUACGACUUCACCAAGUUCCACUCCCUGAAGCCAAAACUUAUUGAGGCCGUGGACAACAUGCUGACCAACAAGAUCUCCUCCUUGAUGAACCUCAUCAGCCAAGAAGAAAUCAACAUGCCCACGCAGCUGGUGCACGGCGGGGCCUUCGACGGGACCACGGAGGGGCCCUUCAACCAAGGCUACGGAGAAGGGGCCAAGGAAGGCGCCGAUGAGGAGGAGUGGGUUGUGGCCAAGGACAAGCCGGCCUAUGACGAGCUCUUCUACACCCUGUCGCCUGUCAAUGGCAAGAUCUCCGGCGUCAACGCCAAGAAGGAAAUGGUGACCUCCAAGCUGCCCAACAGCGUCCUGGGAAAGAUCUGGAAGCUCGCAGACUGCGACAACGACGGCAUGUUGGACGAAGAAGAAUUUGCACUGGCCAAGCAUCUCAUCAAAAUUAAACUCGAUGGUUAUGAGUUGCCCAACAGCUUGCCCCCUCAUCUUGUCCCCCCCUCCCACCGGAAAUCUGUAUCAAAUGUAGAUUAAGAACCAAGAAGCGGGAGGAGGCCAUGGGGUCUAGUAGAAAGAUCUGGACCGGGCAUCUGGAAAUCUGGGGUCUAGUCCUCAGUUUGCUGUUCUCUGGGACUUUGACCAAGCCGUUUUAUCUUUCUGGGCCUCUGUUUCCUUAUCUUUAAAAGAAAGGGAUGAACCAGACAGCCUUUUCAGUUUCCUUCCAACUCUAGAAUUCAAAGGGUUCUCUUCUAGGUCCAGGGUAGGAAAAGGGAGAAAGAAUGAGAAAUAAGUAAAAAUUGAGUUAUUCAGAAGCUGCAAUGUGAAGUUGGGCUCUUGGUAACUUCAGCUAUACAUCACUUUCAACUGAACCACCGAAAACCAUCAGCAACAGGCCUUUUGCCCCUGCCCUGAGCAUCAGUCAGCGAAUCCUGUGGCUGCCUUUACCCUUCACAGGUUAUGCGAGGGGAGGGAGGGAUGGUCUUCUUUAUUUGCCGUCUGCCAUCUUUAGGAAAAGACCAGGGAUUGACUCCACAAUUGCCAAACUACCCACUGACUAGAAGAAAGCAAUUUCUCGAACCCUCAAAACCUAGGUUUGAAAAUGAGACAUUUUCUUCGUUCUGUGGACUCAUAUCCCUGCUCUAGGCCUAAAGGACUUGAGUGCUCACCCUUGUCUAAGUGAACACAGUCCAAAAUGGCAGACCCAAGGGGUGAUUGAGACCAUUUCUCCCUCUCCACCAAACCCCAUACUUGGUUAGGAAACUAAGGGGAACCAUAAGCAAGAAUACAAGCAUAGGUCUGUAGUCAACCACUAGUUGACUUCUAUAUGGAAUACUUAUAGGACCAGUGUCAGUUUAAAAUGCACUUGCCACCAUUUUAUGACAUCUUUGAGGUCUCAUGAUUGCAGUUUCCUUGUUUGCAUGUCCAGUCAUAUGUAGCAAUCUGUCUUCCUUAAAUGACCAUCAGGGAAUGAGGUUAUUACCCUAGAAUGUUGUAAUGUCAUUAUACAAUGACUUACAAGAUCCAAGUUUACACAUCAUCAGCUGUGUGAACUAUUUUCUAAAAAUCAGGGAUUAUUUUUGAUUAAUUCCAGCAAAAAGGGGAGAAGGGUUGGAAUAAAAGCCUUGUUUCAAAGAAAAUUCACUUAUCUAUUCUCUUUAAAAAGUCAGGCAUUGGUAUGUAGCAAUACCUUAAUUCAGAUGGGAUUUGCAUUUUUUAUGUUUGUAUUUAACCAAAAGUUGACUCUUUGUCCCUUCUAAUAUUCUUUGUUAUCCCUGUUCUCUCUGGCUCUUUUGUCUAAACUCUUGUUUUAGAAGGGUAGUAGUUAAACCUCUGCCUGCGCACCAGCAUGGAAAAAUCACCAAUAUGAUUUUUCUGAAUUAGAGGAAGACAGCAAAAGGCGAAGUCUAUCUAGUCAAAGUCCCAACAGUCAUAGGAAGCCAAUGAAAUUAUAACAGUCCCCCAUGGCUCUUCCAGAAAAAAAGCCAACUGCUUGCCUGUUUGUCCCUUUUUCUGUCUUAUGAGGUACCAAAGCAAGAAAUAUUAAAUUCAAAGAAAUCACUAUUUCUGUUUGGAAAGAGUUUGUUUUUUGUUGUUGUUGUUGUUGUUGUUGCUGUUGUUGUUGUUGUUGUUGUUGUUGUUUUUAGUCUCAGUCUCCAUAUUCUCUAGUUUAACUUUUUAAAUUGUUUAUUGUAAGGAGAAUUAAAUGUCUAACAAUGCAAAUUACUUCCACUAAUGAACUUCUAAAACAUAAUUUAGGUCAGCAUUUAUGAUUCCAGUACUAAAAUCAGAGCAAAGGAUAUUUUCUUCUCAUUUCUGUGAGCAUUGACCCAGUUCUUGGACCACAGCAGUGUUGUACUUAAGAACAAAAUGGGGCAGGGAGGGAAGGGCAUUAAAUUGUUCAAAAGCUUA